AUGGCCACCUGCCAUUUCGUCGUGGGCGGCGUCCUCUCCUCCGGCGAAUACGUGCCCGGCGGCGUGAACGGCAAUCUGAACGUGCUCAUUCGGGUGCGCGGCUCCAAGGCCCAUACCGUGAUCGUCUUCUCCUAUCUCAUCAUCGUGUACGCCCUCACCCUCACCCCGGUUGCUUAG
Aspergillus melleus is the source of this 177-nucleotide messenger RNA. RefSeq lists its product as uncharacterized. NCBI's taxonomy places the organism in Eukaryota, Fungi, Ascomycota, Eurotiomycetes, Eurotiales, Aspergillaceae. The coding region runs from base 1 to 177 and encodes 58 amino acids. The transcript has a single exon. The record is from RefSeq and is a predicted model, not a curated record.